CGUUGGAAUAUCGUGUCUGCUUGCCUCGUUCUACUGUUUACAUUUUAAAAACAAAUAUUUAGUAUUAAAGGAUAUGUUACAGUAUGAAAGUUUAAUUCGUUUACAGUAAUAUAAUUUAUCGUGAGAUGGAUCCUCCUUCGCCAUGGAAAACUCCGAAUCAAGUAAUGCAACUUCACAAGUUAAAAAAGCGAAAAAAAGCGUUACAGGAUCGAAUGAAACAGCCCUCAACGUCCAUCGCUGAAGAACCAAAUAAACAACCAAUUAAUUUAGAUUUUUCCAGAAUCUUGAAUGGAGAUAAAAGAAAAAAUCCAUUUUCAAAAAAUAGCUUAGAUCAAAACAAAAAAAUUAAACUGGGCGAUCCUCAAUUUGAUGAAUCAAACGAUAAGACUUUAUUUGCAUUAUUAAAGUUGCCUUCAAAUAUUGUUGAAAAACCUCCUCAAGAAGUUGACUCUGAGAAACUAUCAACAUUUUCAAACCUAUUACAGAAAUUUACAGCUGAUCAUACAGUAGAAACUCAUGUGGUGGAAAAGAAAUACAAACAUUUAACAAUAGACUGGGCAUUAAAAACCAAGCUAAGAUUAAUGUCAGCCAAGCCGUUUCCUUGGACCUCUAAAUUAAAGGCUAGUGAAGAAGCCUCAGGAAUCACAGGCUUUGUACGUUGCCUUGAUACAACUUUGUCAUCUACAUUGGACACGUCACCCAGAGCACGGUUCCAUCAAACCUGCUUAUACUGGCAACAUCCACAUCUCCCAUGGAUAAGCCUCUUCCCGCGUUCCACUGGAAAAGUUGCUGCAACUAAUUUCAUGGCCACUAAUGAAGAAGCAAAGCAGGCGCUAUAUACUGAAUGGACAGAGAGUUUUAGAUCUUUAUUUCAGCUGGUCCGGGCGCUGCACUGCCCGUACUUCUACGUGUGCGCGAACGCGUUCACGUGCGUAUUCCGCGCGGCCGGCGUGUGCGGCGCGGCCGAGCCCUGCGCGCUCAUCGCGCCCACCACGCGCGGCCUGCGACACGCGCUGCGCCAGGAAGAUGUGGAAUUCACGAUGCCUCUCCGACCAGAUCACAAAAGAAAACUCAAUAAUUCAGAAGAAGAACGCAUUAAAAAUACGUCGUUUGACAGCUGCUAUGAUACUAUGGACGAUGCAAAUAACGAGAAAAACUGUUCAGGUGAUGAAGAAGACCCAGACGAGUUUCUCUCGCAGAUGGGCCUAGAAACGGAAGAAAUUAAGAAAAUUAACAACGCGCAGGCGCGCGCGUGCGCGUCGGCCGAGAGCAGCGUGGACAGCGCGGCCGAGUCGCUGGUGUGCGUGCGCGGCGCGGACGCGCAGGCGCUCUUCAACUUCCUGCUCAACUGCAAGUCGGCCGUGAGCCCGGCCGGGCCCUUCGCCGGCGUGCCGCCCACGCUGCUGGCGCCCACCGCCUUCCACGGCGGGACGCUGCAGUCCUUGAAGGUUCGAGAGAAUAUUAUAUACUCAGACAACAAGAAAUACUAUUCUAUAGAACUGAGAGGACCGAUCCUUCCGACGACGGUGCAUUCUCUGUUUAACUUACUCAAGACGAGCACUUCUGCGCAAUUUAGCGCUACAUUCGCUCAUCACAAACCUACAUUGGCAUUUUCAUGGGCAGCAAAAAAAAUGGCAGAAGAUGAGGCUUCAAAUGAAAAUGAUCCAAACCAUUUUACCAAAGCUUUUAAUAAAGAAAACUUAUCAGACUGUGGCAUUAAUGAAGAUAUGUUGCAAUUGUUCUGUUCGUCUGAUCCAAAUUCUGUGAAAUCUUUGGACAGUGUUAAAUAUAAUUCAGAAGACGAUACGUUUACGUGGUAAUCCUUCCGCCUGUUGUAGUACAAUUAUUCUGUGUGUAUUUUAUUAUUCCAAUGUUAAAUCAUGAAGUUAAAGGAAUAUUUUUUGUAUUUCGUUGCUUGUUUAA
This is a messenger RNA of Vanessa atalanta (red admiral), 1923 nucleotides long. It is a transcript of the gene hd, whose product is annotated as protein downstream neighbor of son homolog. Gene Ontology annotation, biological process: nuclear DNA replication. The transcript has 10 exons. Lineage: Eukaryota; Metazoa; Arthropoda; Insecta; Lepidoptera; Nymphalidae. Gene Ontology annotation, cellular component: nucleus. The coding region runs from base 126 to 1820 and encodes 564 amino acids. The record is from RefSeq and is a predicted model, not a curated record.